CAUAGCUUCGUAUCCGACUGGAAAAAUAUACUUUUUGUUCUGUAAUAUGUGUGUAUAUGUAUACAUGUCUAAAUUAUUAUUAUAUAGUACAGUUUCUCACUAAAACUGUCUAUAUCCAUGCCUAACAAAUUUCAGUCUUGAAGUACACACAGCCUGACAAAGACACAGACAUAAAUGUAAUUCUCAUUUUUUAUAAUUGUAAUGUUCGGUUACAAAACAUAUUUUUUUGCUGACUGACCAUAUACAGUCUAUGUGACUGACUGACACAUGAAAUGACGUAUGCGCCGCCUUCUUGUUAGAAACUACAAUCCCAUCAUGCCUUGCAACUUUGGCAGAAUUUCUUGUCGACGUGGGAAGGGAGGGAUUCGGACACAAACAAAUGUCCGUAGAUUCAAUAUUGGGCUACAUUACAGCCAACUGUGACAUGUCAGACAGAUUUUACAGACGAUUAAAUGACCUGUGAAACAUGUGGCUCAAACCUGAAGAGAUUUUGCUGAAAAACGCUUUCAAAUUAUGGGUCACCGAGAAGGAUAACGAGUACUUCAUUCUGCAACGGAGGCGAGGGUAUGGAGAAGGUGGCGGAGGGUUGACAGGGCUCCUUGUGGGCACAUUGGACACUGUGUUGGACUCGACAUCCAAAGUUGCCCCCUAUCGCAUUCUGCAUCACACACCAGACUCACAGAUCUAUUGGUCGAUAGCGUGUGGUGUGACCAAAGAGGAGAUCUUUCAGCACUGGGAGUGGCUACAGCAGAACAUCAUGAGGACACUCUCGGUUUUUGACUCAAGUGAAGAUAUCACCAGCUUUGUGCAGGGCAAGAUUAGAGGUCUGAUUGCUGAGGAAGGCAAAUCGUCUCUGGUUCUUGAGGAUGAUCCGGAGAAGUUCCGAGAGGCUCUUCUGAGGUUUGAGAAGUGGUUUGAGCUGCCUCCAGAGGAGAAGCUGGUAACUUAUUACUCAUGCAGCUACUGGAAAGGCAAAGUGCCAUGCCAGGGCUGGCUCUACCUCAGCACCAACUUCUUUUGCUUCUAUUCAUACCUGCUGGGAGCAGAGGUGAAGUUGGUCAUCUCCUGGGAUGAGAUAUGGAGGCUGGAGAAAACUUCAAAUGUCAUUCUGACUGAAAGUAUCCAUGUUUUGGCUCAUGGCGAGGAUCAUUACUUCUCAAUGUUGCUACACCUCAAUGAGACAUUUGUAAUCAUGGAACAACUGGCAGAUUACUCUAUUAAGCGUCUUUUUGACAAAGAGGCUUUCCAAAAGGAGCCAAUGCUUCGUGACCCCCUGCAAAUCACAAAGAGAGGUCUAGAAGCUCAUGCAAAGAGUGAACAGUUUCGGACAUUUUUUAGGCUUCCUAAAGAAGAGAAUUUAUUAGAAGUCCAUGAAAGCUUUCUCUGGGUGCCCUUCAGCCAUUUUAACACACUUGGCAAGAUAUGUCUUUCUGAAAACUACCUUUGUUUUGCCAGUCAGGAUGGAAGCCAGUGUCAUGUCAUCAUCCCAAUGCGUGAGGUUGUUAAUGUUGAGAAGCCAGACUCUGGCAGCAGGGCUUUGACCGUGUGUGUACGCGGGAAGAGGGCACUGCGUUUCUCUGAAGUGCGCGACUACCAGCGUCUCGCCAACUCCAUACGCAGCAGAUGUGGGAUUAGUGCCAGUCCUCUGCACUCUGCCUCAUCUGAGGCCAUCCGAGGGGAAUGUCAGUCACUCAUCAAUCACUUUGAGGAUAACCCGGAGGAUGUGACCCUGAUGGUCGGGCAGAAAGGCAGCUCCAAGGCCGUGAGCACCGAGGCCCUCAUGACAGUGUUUCACCCACAAGACAUGGAAAACCUUGACCCCAAAAUGCUUAAAGAGAAGAUGAAGGAACAAUCUUGGAACAUACAUUUCUCUGAAUACGGACGUGGUACAAGUAUGUUUUUCACAAAGAAGACUCGAGAUCUGAUUGUGCGUGGCGUCCCUGAAGCUCUGAGAGGAGAGCUGUGGAUGCUUUUCUCAGGAGCUGUGAAUGACAUGGCCACUCACCCAGGCUAUUACACUGAGCUGGUGGAGCAGUCUUUGGGCACCAGCACACUGGCCACAGAUGAGAUUGAGAGAGACCUGCACCGCUCUCUGCCCGAGCACCCCGCUUUUCAGAGUGACACUGGGAUCUCAGCUCUGCGCAGAGUCCUCACUGCUUAUGCCUACAGGAACCCCAAAAUUGGCUAUUGCCAGGCCAUGAACAUUCUCACUUCAGUGCUGCUUCUUUAUGCAAAAGAAGAAGAGGCUUUCUGGCUUUUAGUGGCUGUUUGUGAAAGGAUGCUGCCAGAUUAUUUCAACCGCAGAAUUAUUGGUGCAUUGGUUGACCAAGCAGUGUUUGAAGACCUGAUUCGCGAGAACCUGCCGCAGCUGGUGGAGCACAUGACCGACCUGAGCUUCUUCUCUUCAGUGUCCCUAUCCUGGUUCCUCACUCUCUUCAUCAGCGUUCUGCCCAUUGAGAGUGCGGUCAAUGUGGUCGACUGCUUCUUCUACGACGGCAUCAAAGCGAUUCUGCAGCUUGGGUUGGCUGUGCUCGACUACAACAUGGACGCCCUGAUCAGCUGCCAUGAUGACGCAGAGGCUGUCACUAUUCUCAAUAGAUUUUUUGAUAGUGUGACAAACAAGGACAGUCCAUUGCCUCCAACCGUUCAGCAGGCUUCAUUGGGGACCAAUGACAAAUCAUCUCAUUUUGGUGUGGAUAUCAGCGAACUGAUACGAGAAGCAUACGAGAAAUAUGGACAUUUACGCUCUGAAGAAGUUGAAAGCUCUCGGAAAAGAAAUAAACUUUACGUCAUACAGACAUUAGAGGACACAACCAAGCAGAAUGUUAUUCGGGUGGUAUCACAAGACGUCAGAUUUACUGCCUCUCAGCUUGAUGAACUUUAUUAUUUAUUCAAAAGGCAGCAUUUCCUGAGCUGUUACUGGACGAUGAACAGUCCAGCCCUACUCCACCAUGAUCCAAGCUUGGCCUAUCUGGAGCAGUAUCAGCUGGGCUUUCAGCAGUUCAGCACGCUCUUCUUCCUGCUGGAGCCAUGGGCUUUUUGCCCAGUCAAAAGCACUCUGUCCCUGUGGGUCUUCCGCCUCAUUGACGAGAACCAGGACGGCCUCGUAAACUUUAAAGAGUUCUGCUGUGCCCUUGAUACAUUGUAUGGGGGAUCCUUCACAAACAAGCUGAAGUUUCUUUUCAAGCUACAUCUCCCUCCAGCUUACACAGGAAGCCCUUUGCACGCACAGAAACAAAGAAUGCACUUCUCUCUCUCUGAAGACUCUCCUCAUAAGAAUAUACACACUGCUUUUGAACUUCCUGAAGAUGGUGUGAUCAAGAAAAGUCCUGAAAGAGGCCGAGGGAAAGUGGACCUGCAGGCUUAUUUGAAACAAUGGCAAAAUGAAAUACUCAAGAAAGAAGAAACAAUUAAAGAUCUGCCAAGGAUCAACCAGGCUCAAUUCAUCCAGUUCUCCAAGACGCUGUACAACAUUUUCCACGGCGACCCAGAGGAGGAGUCCUUGUAUCGCGCUGUAGCCCAUGUAACCAGUCUCCUGUUAAGGAUGGAAGAGGUCGGACGUAAACUGCAGGAGCCCACCAGCCCCUCACCCUCCUCCAAAGUUGCCCCCACCUCCACAGAGGCGUCUCCUGCUGAUGAUACCACCAUCUCCCCUGACAGCACAGACACUAGCAGCUCCCAGACCAGCCAGGACACACCAGGCUCUGAGCCAUCUGAAGUGGAGUGGUCUUUUUCAUUUGAGCAGGUCAUAGCAUCACUGUUAAAUGAGCCCGCUAUUGUCAGCUUCUUCGAAAGACAUGUGGACAUUCACACAAAACUGGGACAAGCCAAAGCUGCUCAGCUAAAGCUCAAGAUACAAAAGUGACAGCUGCAUGAAUUUACUUUAUGGUUUCUUGAGGCAGAUUGUUGUUGAAGUGGUUUGAAUAUUUUAAAGGGGACGUGUAAUAUCCAAAUGUGGGAUGCACUUUGUAAGUGUGGCAGUUGAGUUUGGAUCAGCUGGACUGCAUUGCUGUGGUGAUGUGAGGUUUUAAGACAUUACAUAUAUCAUUCACUGACCAACUGUGCAUUUCCACUGUCAUUGCUGAUAAUUUUGGCUCUUUACUUUUUAUUUUUGCACAACAUUUCGGAUGCAUUUAUAAUCCUGCUAAUAAGUUUCUAUUUCUUCAAGCAGGCUCUAUAUCAAAAUAAGAGUAUAGUUUUGUAUUGUGUAAUGGACAUACUUUGUCUGUAUAUAAACACACAAGAAAAUAAUUCCCUUAGUCUCUCUAAGGAUGUCCUUGUUCAUUUGUUCUUUGAUUGUGGCUACUGUAAACAUAGUGUACAUGCUAACAUGUCCUGUGACAAUGUUUUGGCUGUGCUAUAAGACCAGCUAUUCAUUCAGACUAAAGCAUAAACAGAGCGGAAACUUGCCACUGAUAUAUAUUUUAGAAAUAUUAUAUAUAUAAUUAUAUCAAAUGACUGAUACUCUGCAAGUAUAAGAGAAGGCAAAAAGCACUGAUUUUGGUAUGACAUUUGCAAUAACAUAUAGGGGAGAAUGCCAUACUGCCACAUUUGUUAGAGUCUUUAAAAUUGUAAAAUGCUAACAUGUAUCUAUAUAUGUGCUUUCUAUUGUUGUUAGCAGAGUUCAAUUUAUCAAUGUGCGUUAUAUUAGCUUUCUGAUGUAAUCGGUUAAGUGCUGUUUGCUUUUGUCUGUCAUAUAUGAAAUACUCUAGUGACAGUACUGUAUUGUACACGUGUCUUAAAGGCCAGUUUAGUAGAUAUAUGUAGAUGUUAAGGUUUAAAUAUACACUUCUAUAAUUAUCAUAAUAAUUUGGAGUAAUUAUUAUUAAGUUGACAUAGUUCAUACAACUUGAAUGACAUGCUUAUUGAAAUCUCAGGGUAUGAUUUGUGAAAAAUAAAAGGUUAAAGGGAUAUUUUUGGACCUAGAACCUAUCUGGUAGAUAUCUGACUUUAACAUGGCAAGCGUUUAGUCAGUAACCCUAAUAGAAAAUGUGUAGCAUAAUAAAUGUCACCUUGCCUUUAUAGAACUGCUUGCUUCUUAAUGCCAAACUGAUUUAGUGUUUGAAUUCAUCUUCCUCUUUAUUUCUGCAUUUUGCUUCUGUGGCAGUAAAUACUUAAGGUGCCUCCUGAAAAGAGGCAUUUCAGUGAGAGAAGUCCUACCCAGGGCACCUGCAGUUAAUAUUCUUUAGGGGCCAAAUACAUAUUUAUAGAGUACUGUAUUUCUACUUAAGAAGCUUGUGUACUGCAAGUACAUCUUUUUCUAUUGUUUAAUGCUGAUGUAUUCCCUUCCGUUACUUUUAUUGUGCUAAUGCAUUCUAGAUUUUGUUUUGAUUUGAGGCAUACACACACAAAAAACAAUACUAAUGUUUUCUGCCCAAAAUAAUAUAAAAUAGAAGUAUAUAUAUAUAUAUAUAUAUAUAUAUAUAUAUACAUAUAUAUACAUAUAUAUAUAUACAUAUAUAUAUAUCUUUGCUGUCAUAUAUCAAUCCAAAGCUACAUCUGAGACAUAAACUAAGCCAUAAGGACAAAACGCUGCAGCAUUUCAACAAAGAGAACCUCAUCCACUGUUUUAUCGCAUACAGUAUAAAGUAUGCACUAUAUCAUGAUGUGUAUCUAUAUAACUAAUCCAAUAAGACUGUUACUCACUAGACAUACUUCAAGUUCUGUCAUAACUUGUCAUAUCAUUCUUGAAGACUAUAUUGUAUGUUUUAUUUUAGUUGGCGCAUGUUAUUCUUAUUGUUUUGAUGUAAUCUUUUUGUUUCAAAUAUGUUCCAAAGUUAAAUAAUAGUUCUGCUGUUCAAUUUCCAAACAGUGCUUCAUUUUGGACAUAUUUAGACAGUUUGUUCUUCAACUUAAAGGUUUUUAAUUUUACUUUAUCCUAUUUAUGAAAGGAAAGGACAGAUUAAACGACAUUGAAGAGGUGCAGGAAAAGAGUGUUGGAAAUCCUCCUGGCAUGCAGUCAGUUUUGCCAUUAAGCAUGAGUGCGUACUGUGGGCAUGGACAAUGUUCUGGUGGUGCAUUAGUGUAUUAUUAAUCAAUUCUUUUAUGUGCAAUUUUGACUACAGCUUUCACAGUCUGUAGAUUCAGAGUGAAAUCUUAGUUGUCAAUUUUCUUCUUGUGUGCCUGACUCUUUAUUUUUUUUCUGUAAAUGUAUCAAAAUAAAACAUUUAUGGAUCA
Boleophthalmus pectinirostris (great blue-spotted mudskipper) is the source of this 6177-nucleotide messenger RNA. RefSeq names its product TBC1 domain family member 8B (gene tbc1d8b). The transcript is spliced from 21 exons. Gene Ontology annotation, molecular function: calcium ion binding. The record is from RefSeq and is a predicted model, not a curated record. Bases 467 to 3865 code for a protein of 1132 amino acids. Lineage: Eukaryota; Metazoa; Chordata; Actinopteri; Gobiiformes; Gobiidae.